This is a messenger RNA of Lactuca sativa (garden lettuce), 731 nucleotides long. NCBI's taxonomy places the organism in Eukaryota, Viridiplantae, Streptophyta, Magnoliopsida, Asterales, Asteraceae. The record is from RefSeq and is a predicted model, not a curated record.
UUUUAAAUUAUAUAAUAGUUAAGUCCUUAUAGUUUUGUGAUUAUGUCAAAACAGGCCCUUACUGAUGGUCUUUCUAAGGUAUUUCUUAAACCCUGAUAUAUAACUUGCAAUGAUUCCUUUAUGAAAGGGUAAAAUAGUCAAAAUAGUAGCCAGUCCUAUCACACCACCAUUACCAACAGACAGUGCAGAAAGAAGACAAGAAUUAUGCGAAAUUGACAUAUGAUCCAGCCAUUCUUCUCAACUCAGCUAAUGUUCUUGAUCAAUGGAUCAACUCAGCCACUCAAAGCCUUGUUCAUUUUGUCAGACAAGAAAUGGAUGCUUAUCGACUCUAUACUGUUGUUCCUUAUCUGUUGAAGUUCAUUGACAAUUUGACCAAUAUAUACGUAAGAUUUAAUCGUAAGAGACUUAAAGGUCGCACUGGAGAAGAUGACUGCAGAACUGCACUUUCAGCUCUAUACCAUGUGCUUUUAACUUGUUGUAAAGCAAUGGCUCCAUUUACACCCUUCUUCACUGAGAUUCUUUAUCGUAACUUGCGAAAAGUAUCGAAUGGAUCAGAGGAAAGCAUUCACUUUUGCAGUUUCCCUCAAGUAGAAGGAAAGGUACUUUUUUUUUUGCUUAUGAUAGCAUCUUACAUUCUUACUUUCAAAUCAUUUUAUUACAACAUUGUACUUUUAAACUUUUUCUUGAUAAGCCAUUGUACUUUGAAGUUUGAAAAUUCUACCUUAUUAUAA